Drosophila nasuta is the source of this 4567-nucleotide messenger RNA. Its product is annotated as aminopeptidase Ey-like. Gene Ontology annotation, cellular component: membrane; cytoplasm. NCBI's taxonomy places the organism in Eukaryota, Metazoa, Arthropoda, Insecta, Diptera, Drosophilidae. The record is from RefSeq and is a predicted model, not a curated record. Gene Ontology annotation, molecular function: peptide binding; zinc ion binding; metalloaminopeptidase activity. Gene Ontology annotation, biological process: proteolysis; peptide catabolic process.
CUGCAAUUUGCAACUAAGCCUUGGUCCUUCGACAAUGCCAUGGAGAAUUGGGGCCUUAUUAUUUUUAGUGAAGAAAUGCUGAUCCAUAGACCUGGUUACACUGACGGUCUCAAAAACAAGGAGUGUACAAUUCGUAUGAUUGCACAUGAAAUAGCUCAUAUGUGGUUUGGAAAUAGUGUUACCUUAUCCUGGUGGAGUCAUUUCUGGUUAAAUGAAGGCUUUGCUCGAUUUUACGAGAUCUUUACGACCGAUCAGAUCUACCACUAUAAAUAUCACAUGGAAGAACAGUUUGUUGUAGAUUAUCUUCAGAGAAUCCUUGAAAAGGAUGCAGUGGCUGCUUCUUUGCCCUUAACUAGUCCCGAAAUAACCAUACAAUCUUUUGAUGAAAUCGACACGCAGGCCAACUUCUUUGCAUAUGAAAAGGGUGCCAGCAUCAUUCGAAUGUGGCGAAAUUUAAUGGGAAGCGACAACUUCAACAAAUCUAUCAACAGUUACCUGAAGCAAUACCAUUUAAAAAACACAAAUCCCAGAGAUUUGUUCGCUCAUCUCAAGCAAAAUUGGCCAUCUCAGCCAGAAGUUGAUUUGGAUACGUUCUUUUCAGACUUCACGGAGCAGGUGGGCUACCCAAUGGUCAUUGUGAACAUCACCCAGGAUAACCAAAAAAUAAUCCUACACCAAAAACGUUUUCUAUAUGAUUAUGAAGACGGUAGUGAUGCCACCUUACGUUAUACCAUUCCAAUUACCUUCACAACGAAUCUGGAUCAAAGCUAUUAUAAUCUGACACCUUACACGUACUUCAAUAAGAAUGAUACUACAGUUGAAAUUUCUUUUGAAAAUCCCAUUGAAUGGAUUAUCAUAAACCAAAAGCAAUCCAACUACUAUCGAGUUUUUUACGAUCAACCAAUUCUCACCCAAAUUAAACAAUUAUUUUCCACAUCUAGAAGCCGACGUAUCCCAGCUACGACUAAGGCACAAAUCAUUGAUGAUCUCUUUAACUUUGCAUACGCUGGAAUGAUCGAUUAUGCAGAUGUCUUCGAAUACUUAGAAUAUUUGAGAUACGAAUUCAAUUAUGUUCCCUGGAACGCAGCCUACCACGGUAUGGAGAGAGUAGUUCAGCGAUUAACACCACAACAGCUGCCUUAUUUUGAGAAAUACCUUUCAAAUAUUACAACUGGGAUUUUUAAUGAACUAUCAGCAAAAUCAAGCAGCUCUGAUAGCGUGAUGGAUGUCUAUAAUCGAGUCUUGCAUGUAUCAUGGCUGUGUAAAUACCAGAAUACCAAUUGUAAUAAGCAAGUGGAACUUCUUUUUCUGGGAAAUCUUGAAAAGCCAUCCCCAGACUAUCGAAAGACAUUUUACUGUGCAGUUUCACGAACGGAUGCUCAUGCUCGCCUGUGGGAGUUAUAUAAUAAUGAGAUCGAUUCUGAUGAUAAGAAUCUAAUAUUGCGAUCUAUUAGCUGUUCAAGGGACUAUAGAACAUAUAUCAAACUCGAAUUAUUCCAUUUAAUACCUUAUUCCAAACAACCAAAAUACUUGAAAGAGGUCUAUCAACAAAAUCCAGAUUUAAUUGAUCCCAUAUUUUCUAUGAUAAGUGAGAACAUCGAUGUGUUUGUUGCCAGAUUGGGCAAGUAUGAGAUGAUCGAAGUCCUAAGUGAUAUGGUUGAUUACUUUACGACGCGGGAGCAAGAAGAGCAGUUCACAAACUUUAUGGACAGAAAUAUUUACAGAUUUGGUGAAUCGGCACAAACUCUCAAAGAAACAUUUUUGACAACAAUACGAAAAAAUCUGGAAUGGACAGAGCAGAGAUUGGGCAACGAGUUAGCUUUCAUUAUGAAAGGUUCUAUUGUCGGAUUGUGGCUGCUAACCGCAGUUAUUACAUUAAAUCUGAUAGCUAAUUCAGAGAUUGUCGGUUAUCGUCUAAGCAGUUACAUUCGCCCAUCGUUUUACAAUUUAUCUAUCAAUAUCCAAGACGAUGCAUCGAAUCCGGGCACAACGUUUAAUGGCGAAGUCGCCAUAACUCUGCAGUCGAAUCAGAGCAACUUACUGGAAAUAACUCUACAUAAAGAGCUUCUUAAUAUAACGCGCUGCUUGCUAUACAAUAAGGAUGGACGCCUGCAACAGGAUAUUGCAGCUGGUCAACUACGAAUGCAAACUACACGUUGUACUUUAAGUACUCAGGGGAAAGUACAAUCUGAUACGUUAGGUCUAUUUUCAAAGGAAAACUGGAACGCUGGGAACUCUAGUACCAGAGCUCACAAAGAGUUUUUAUUUUUAACACAAUUCGAAUUAAAUGAUGCCCGAUUUGUAUUUCCCUGUUUUGAUGAACCUGCAUUUAAGGCAAGUUUCAGCUUCACAUUGGGACGACCAAGUGGCUAUAAUGCCGUCAGCAACACUAGAUUGAUGGAAACAACAAAUGAGGGCAAAAAUUACUUUGUAGAUCACUUUGAAGUAACUCCCAUCAUGUCCACAUAUCUAGUCGCCUUUCUAAUAUCCAACUAUCAGGCUCGAGGCAAUAUUAGCGACUUUGCUGUUUUAUCAUCGCCGGAACAUUACAAUAAGACAGAGUUCAGUUACAAUGUUGGAAAACGCGUAGUAGCGGCAUUCAAUGAACUAUUCCCCAUAUCAUAUAAACAAUUGGGAAAUGACGUCCUACUUUUUGCGAGUGUACCUUCGUUUGAUAUCGUCGGCAUGGAGAAUUGGGGCCUCAUAUUUUACAGCGAAGAACUACUGGUGCAAAAACCCGGGUACACUGACGGUUUUGUGCACAAAGAGUUUACAUGCCGAAUGAUUGCACAUGAGAUGGCCCACAUGUGGUUUGGAAACAGUGUCACCUUAUCCUGGUGGAGUCAUUUCUGGUUAAAUGCAGGAUUUGCCCGUUUGUAUGAGAUCCUCGUUACACAUCAACUCUACCCAGAAUAUCAUUUGGAUCAACAGUUUGUUAUACAUCUUCAGACGAUAUUUGAUGAAGACGCUAUGAAUAGUUCCCAACCAUUAAGUAGUUCCGAAUCGAGCAUACAAACAGAAUCUGAAUUUGAAGAACUUUUCGGAAGUUUUUCAUAUGAAAAGGGUGCUAGCAUUAUUCGAAUGUGGCGAAGCGCAAUGGGAGCCGUCAACUUUGAUAACUCAAUUAAUAGUUACCUGAAGCAAUAUCAUUUAAAAAACACAAAUCCCAGCGAUUUGUUCGCUCAUCUCAAGCUAAACUGGCCAGCUCAACCUGAAGUUGUUUUGGAUACGUUCUUUUCCGACUUCACGGAGCAGGUGGGCUACCCAAUGGUCAUUGUGAACAUCACCCAGGAUAACCAAAAAAUAAUUCUACGCCAAAAACGUUUUCUGUAUAAUUAUGAUGACGGUAGUGAUGCCACUUUACGUUAUACCAUUCCAAUUACGUUCGCCACGAAUGUGAAGAACACAUUUGAUAAUCUAACACCUUACACGUACUUCGAUAAGAAUAACACUACGGUUGAGAUCUUUUUCAAGGAACCCAUUGAAUGGAUAAUCUUGAACCUUAAGCAAACUAGUUACUAUCGAGUGCUCUACGACAAACCAAUUCUUGCCCAACUUAAACUGGCCCUCUCCAAGAACGGACACAGUUCAAUUCCAGUUGAAAAUCGUGCACAGAUUAUUGACGAUCUCUUCAGCUUUGCUCUCGCUGGAAUGAUUGAUUACGUGGAUGUGUUUAAAUUUUUAGAGUAUUUGAAAAACGAAUUCGAUUAUGUUCCGUGGUAUGCUGCCUACAGAGGAUUGCUGGGGGUAUCGCAACGAUUAACCCCACAUCAAUUGCCCUAUUUCGCGAAAUAUCUUAAUAAUAUUACAUCCGCGGUCUUCGCUAAGCUAACUGUCAAAUCGAAUAGCGACGAUACAGUAAUGGAUGUGUAUAAUCGACAAUUGCAAGUGUCUCUCCUCUGUAAAUACCAAAAUACCGAAUGCAAUAACCAAGUAAAACUUAAUUUUGAGGCGGAUCUCGAGAAGCCUUCCCCAGAUUAUCGUGAAACCUUUUACUGUGCAGCAGCACGCACAACAGGUUAUGCCCGAAUCCUCGAUCUAUAUUCUAAUGAAAGUGACUUGGAGGAGAAACAUAUGCUAUGGCGUGCUUUAAGUUGUACGAGAGAUUAUCGUGCACAUUACAAUAACAUGGUAUUUAACAGCAAGAUUGUUGAGAAUAAGACCGUUGGCGUGACACAGAUGUAUGAGGAGAAUCCCGAUUUAAUUACACCCAUUUUAUCCAUGCUAGCAGAGAACAUUACGAAGUGGAGCAAUUUUUUGGGCGAUUCAUGGGAAACGUUAGUAAUGUUGAAUAAAAUGUCUGAGUCCUUCACAACCGUGGAGCAGGCAAAUCUAUUCGCUGAAUUGAUCGAUAAAAAUUCGGAAUUCUUUGGUACAGACGUUGAAGUGCUUGAAUCCGCUCUGGAAAGAGUAAAAAAGAACCUAGAGUGGGCAAAGCAGCGAUUGAGCAAUCUAAACAACUAUCUGAGGAGAAAAUGAAAAAACGAAGUAGAGCUGUCAAAUUAAAGAUAUAAUUAAUAAUUUUAGCUAUAAAGCCGAUCGAUUUGAGUCAAAUUAAAUACACAUU